Messenger RNA from Nilaparvata lugens (brown planthopper), 3274 nucleotides. Its product is annotated as protein O-mannosyl-transferase TMTC2-like. Gene Ontology annotation, molecular function: protein binding; mannosyltransferase activity. The annotation marks the transcript as partial. The transcript has 4 exons. NCBI's taxonomy places the organism in Eukaryota, Metazoa, Arthropoda, Insecta, Hemiptera, Delphacidae. The record is from RefSeq and is a predicted model, not a curated record. Gene Ontology annotation, cellular component: endoplasmic reticulum membrane. Gene Ontology annotation, biological process: protein O-linked glycosylation via mannose.
AUACUCUACAACCUUAUGGGAGAAUCACUAACAAAACUGCAACAACAUGAAGAGGCCGAAAGGUGGUACAAGGCUGCUCUCUCAGCAAAGCCAGAUCAUGUGCCAGCGCACCUAACUUAUGGAAAAUUGUUGGCGAAAAACAGAACGAGAAUUGUUGAAGCCGAGCAGUGGUUUUUGAAAGCUCAGAGACUAGCUCCAGCAGACCCUACAGUUUAUCAGCAUUUCGGCCAAUUUCUAACCGAGUUGGAGAGACACAGUGAGGCGGCCAACCAAUACCUGAGGGCCACCGAGCUGGCUCCAAAGCAGUACGACUUGGUGUUGAGUGCGGCGACUGCUCUCAGACAGGCAGGCGCCAACCAUCAGGCAGAGAAUUUCUACCGCAAGGCUGUUUCCCUCCGACCAAAGGAAGCAGCCAGCCACAGCAAUUUGGGAGCAAUGCUGCACCUGAACGGCAAGUACACAGAGGCGGCGGCCUCAUACAAGGAGGCACUGCGUCUACAGCCGCACGACCCAACCACUCUCAGCAAUCUGCACAAGCUUCGCACCCUUAUAGCAAGGCUGGAGACGUGACGACUGCACGCCUGCCUCCGAUUCGCAGGCUACAUCGACAAUCGGACGGCAUCAAGACACGACCAACUCUUAAAAAUAACAUAGCUCUUAGUAAUAUUACAGCCACUCAAUUUGCAACCCUUUAUUAUAUAUGUGAAUAAAGGAUAUAUAUGCAUCAUAAUAGGGGUUUGAAUAUUUGAGAGGUUUGAAUAUUUUGAGCAAUACGAGGAUAUAAAACAUGUGUAUAAUUCACAAUUAAGAUAAUUGAUAGAUCUCUAUACAUUAUUUGAUACGAUGAUAUAAAACAUGUGUAUAAUCAAUUUAUAAGAACAAUCUACCAGGACAUGUUUACAAUAUACUCCUACUAACAUAAUACAUUGAGUAUAAGUAUACAAUACCUAUUGUACAUGCAACUAUUACAAGGGUAUACCGUAUAACAAAAUAUGUAUAACAUACAAUCAGUAGCCAACAUGCAUAAGGUCAAUGUAUCAUUAUUUUGAGUCACUUUUCGUACGAUAUGAUUGAAAGUAUGGAUCAUAAAAAUAGUCACAACAUUGAAUGGAGAUAUUUGAAAUUGUCAUAUUAGAAUAAGUUAUUCUAAGAAACGAGAGUUUUGAUCUUACACCAUUGUUUUGUUUCCGGUCAUAUUUUAUGCUUUCAAAUAAAUGAGUAAGUGGUUGUUACAAAAAUUAAUGUAUUUCUCAUAAAUCAAUAUGAAAGUCUAGAACAUUAUAAAUCAGAUUCAACUCACUUUGGGAAAAAGUCAUAAUGAUAAGCAAGUCUGUAUACAAUAUCAAGGUAUUUGUACAAUAUCUGGGGAACUAAAGGAAUCACAUUGUUGGUUUGUAAAAAAUAUUUCUGGAGUACAAAGACAACAAAAUUAAAUGAAUUCAUGAAUCAUGUAAGAGCAUAGAGCCUGACCUUGAUCGAGAGGAAAAAUGAAGAUAACUCACAUGAGGUCGUAAUCUUCCGGUAGGAAGUUCUAUAUUUUCAAAACUUUUGGAACGAAUAAUAUGAAAUGAUUAAUAAUUUGAAAAAUGCUAGACAGUCUCAUUCAAUAAAUAAGGAGAUUAAGUUUAUGGGACCCAGCAAAAUUUUGAUGGUUUUCUUCUCAAACUUUUGAAUUUGGGAUUUGAAGGAUGCACUUGCAGUUUUGCUUAUUAUACAACUUCUCAUCUCUUGUACUGUUGUAGUGUGGAUUAAAAUAUGGCUUGGCAGUCAUAGGAAAACUAUCAAUGUGGAAUGAUGGAAAAGUUGUUCAAAAACGAAUGAUACAGUUGUCAUAAUAGUAAAAGAGCCUGCAGAAAAAAUGUAUAAUUCAAAUAUUUCCAAGCGUCAUUUUUUUUAAUACUAAGUGCAAAGAGAAGGAAAGCACUCUGUUCAAAACAGUUAAAGGCUCAGCAGUUUAUUCUGUCAAAAUGUGCUAACUUCUAGUGGAGCAGUGGUUGUCACAACUUCACUGGUCUUGGUUCAGCAGACAACCAGUUUAAAAAAAUAAUACUUUCUGUAUUACGCUUUUCGCUUAGAACGCUUUUCAAAUCAAAAUUAUAAAAGAGGUUUACUCAUUAUUAGAAAUUCCAUUUUUUAUAUUAUAAAAUAAAAAACUGAAAUAAUAGCGGCUGUUUAAAGAACAGAAAUAAUAAUUAUUUAAUCCAUCACUACAGCAAAUUCUUCUAAUAAUUUUCAUAAUUUUAAAAUGCAUAGCUUCAUCAAAAUAUUGAUUUGAAACCUUGCAAAAUCGAUGAAGGGAAUUUUUCUUCAAGGGAACCAUUUUUUAUUCCUCUUUUUAUAGAAGUGAUUGUCCCAUAGGAUUGGACGAAUCAAUCAUUAAUGUUGCAAUUAUUGUUGGAUCACAACUCUUCUGCUACAUAAAUUAUAUUUACUUUUAAUACUUCAACAGACUCAAAACAGAACGUUUCCACUUUUAAAUAUUGUGAAAUAUAUUAUUGCAUUGACACAACGCAACCAUUCUGUAAAAUAUGUGGAACCAACAUUAUGUAAAUAAAUUUAUGUGAGCUAACAUUACUGAGGGGCCUAAUCGUGGAAUAUUUACUAUUGAUUGAAUGUAAUAGGUCGAAAAUGAAAUUGUUUAGUAUUGUUCUGGGACUAUUAUCCACUACUUUGAGAAUCUUGUGAAAAUUCAUGGAUGUUGAUUGACAAUAUUGGUACAAUUUUUAGAAGCUGAAACUUACAGUGCUUUCAGAAAUAUUUUAAUUUAAUAAACUUUCACUUUCUCUGUUGUAUUGGAUACUAAUUCUCCUCCCUUGAGUAGCGUGUGCUACUGAUAUUCAUUUCAUAGCAAAUUGAAGAUUUUGGGUGGUAACCAAACUAAUAAAAAACGAUGAGAAAAUCAAGAGGUAUUAUCUCCAUCAGUAGAAAAUUCUUUCCAUCUGAAUAUUUCCAAUACGGUAUACAAUCGAACAGCAAUAAAAAACAAUUCCAGCACAACGAAUAAAAUACUUGAAAAAUAUAAUAUAUUAUUCAAUUUCAUAAUAAAACUGUUCAACUCUUAUACAUGAGUAAACAUUGUCAAUUCUUGAUGAAUAUUUUCACUAAACAAGCGGAAUGUAUAACUAGUAGCCUAGCGGCGCAUCCAUCAUUGUUGGUUCUUAUGAUCAACAGAAUUAGCCAAUCCAUGUUUAUCAAUUGUUUUAAACCCCAAUAAACUGUUAAAUCAUUAUUUUUUCGUGAAUUAAUUGAUAUACUUUGAAGUGAUUGUUGUAGA